Molecule: messenger RNA, 1183 nt
Organism: Mya arenaria
Lineage: Eukaryota; Metazoa; Mollusca; Bivalvia; Myida; Myidae
Product: lysozyme c-1-like
Exons: 6
Coding region: 136-567 (143 amino acids)
Source: RefSeq, a predicted model, not a curated record
CAUAUCCAUAUAAGGAAAUAAUGCAAUACGAAAAGCGAUAAUAUAUAUACAUAUAUAGGAAACUGCAUCUGUAUCAGUUGACAUAACCGUGCCAUUCCCUGUCUGGAUAACACGUGUAUAGCUUCUAGUAUCAGGAUGAUGUACUCCGUCGCUGCCUUGCUUCUUUGCCUGCCAUUUCUGGCACAUGGUUACCGCUACACAAAGUGUGGACUUGCGGAUGCUCUGCGUCGCGAAAAUAUUCCGGAGCGGGAGUUACACAAGUGGGUGUGUAUGGCCGAAUAUGAAUCAAGUUUCAACACGCUUGCCACUCAUGUGAAUAGGGGAGGGUCAUCGACGGACUAUGGCCUAUUUCAGAUUAACAGCUUGUGGAACUGCGAUCCCAAAGAUGGCAGAAGAACAAGGAACGGUUGUGGACAUCCCUGCUCAGACUUUCAAAACACGGAUUUGAGUGACGACGUGGCUUGCAUCAACAAACUCAGGAAAUGGCACCGGGGGUGGGGCUUCUCGUAUGGUUACAAGGCGCAUUGCCAGGAUAAAACAAGUGCAUACCUUUCGGAAUGCAAGUAGCUGCUCUUUGGAUUGCGGCUGUACAGUGUUUUGUUUCAACUCUAAUACUCAUACAAAGUCACACCUGAUAUGUGAAAACACGUUAAAUACAUUGGAAGUUUUAUUUAAAAUGUAAUACAAUUAUGAUGUAUCAAAACGUGUAUCUUUUUAUUGACCAUUUGUUGAAACAACUAUUCGGAGACUACUUCUAUAAUUUAUGCUAUGUUUCUAAUAAUGUUUUUUUUUUCAGAUUGUAAAAAAGUUACUACGUUAUUACGUUUUAUUUAACAUUUCAUCGCAUAAUCGAAUAUUCAGAUUUAUUACUUGUGUUUGCUUAGGUUCACAAAGCAGGUGGCUCACCGGAACAACCACAUCUGUGUGCAUUACUACUUUCAUUAACCUCAACAAAUGACUAGUAAUUUCAUUAAAAAACAAAGAUAAUGAAAUUCCUGAAACAUUUUUAUCCGAUGAUUAAUUUAGUACCAUACCUGGUUUGAUUCUUAGGUAGAUGUCAUCCUUGUAUUUAAAUUGUUUUAUUAAUCGCGGCUAAAUUCACCUUCCGGUAUGCAAGAAAAAUAUCAUUAUCAGAAAUUGCUUGCAUUUACUUCUGUAUAUUAUAUAUAAACUUCUUCUCAUA